GCCCAUUAGAAGCCCAAGAACUAGGUGAGUAAUACUGUAUGUAUAAAGUUUGGGGAUAUCCGAUAUGAUAAUUUUCUAGGGAAAUUUUGUAGAACUCAAAAGUGUUUUAGCGAUGGUGAUCAAAUUCCCAGAGGGGUUGCAGCCUUUCUUCGAGGGUUUAUACAAUGCGGUGGAUGAUCCUUCAUCAGGUUCGAUAAUCUCGUGGAGCUGGAACAACAAAAGCUUCAUCAUCUGGGAUUAUAGAGAGUUUGAGAGUCAGAUUCUCUCGAGAUGCGGGUUAAUACGAUGCAAUGAUUUCUUAGGGUUUCUCUACGAGCUUCGAAGAUGGGGAUUUAAAAGAGCGAGGGGAUCUCCGCACCGCUUUGAAUUUGAACACAGGGACUAUUUCAAGAAAGGUCGACCUGAUCUUUUGAAGAGGAUCCAGAACAAGGCUGUAGCCACGAGUAGGCUUAAAUUUCUGGGAAAGGAUGGUAGAGAAAAGGAGCUAGCGGAUGAAUUGCAUCAUUUACGAAUCUGAUCAUCACAAUUCUCUCUCUAUCAAUUACGAGUUUGAUAUGUUCACAACCCAUCAUCAUGCUCUUGUUAGUUUCGCUGCUGAUUCCUACUUGUGAAUAAACUCACUCUCACAAUGUUAGUUGUAUUCAGUUGCUUUCUUGUAUCAAACCAUUAUACUUUGUUGAGAUAAUGAGGUUUGGGUCUGUGUUCAUGUAUAUGUUCUUGUUCAAGUACUCUAUAUAUAUAUAUAUAGCUCAUGUUCUCAAGUUGGCUCUCACGCAGAUUGGUUCAACAGGAAACUUGAGAAAAGUGCUUUGGUGACAGCAUUGGCUUUGCAAAUACAUUUGAGAAUCUGUGAUGUAUUCUUUCCCAAAGUGCUUUCUUUUUGAAGUUUCCGUUGUUGUUGUGCCAAUGGUGCUUACCAUAAGAUCCAGCGUUAUGCACUUUAGAAGAUGAGCUUUUAAGUUGUUCAGCAUAUGCAGUUGUUAACAGAAUGAUAUUUUACUUUGAUUUACGUCAUUUUUCAUUGAUUAUUUUUGAGAGGAGGCUUUCGUUUGUUGGAAAAUAUUAUUCUUGCUGCAUUCUCUGGGACAAAUGUAUCAAUGCCCUGAAUAUAUCCUUGUGCUUAUCAUCAAUCAAAUGCGGGG
Molecule: messenger RNA, 1142 nt
Organism: Thlaspi arvense
Lineage: Eukaryota; Viridiplantae; Streptophyta; Magnoliopsida; Brassicales; Brassicaceae
Source: the annotation of a GenBank genome assembly